AUGUCGAUUUCCGUACAAGAGCUGGACAACACCGUCCGGGCUCUGUUUGAAGGCAAAGGAGAGAUUUUCAAGCAGAACCCAGAUGCCUGGGUCACCGUCGGCAACAUCCUCCAAGAGGCCUCAUAUCUUCAAACCAAAUACAUUGCCCUUCAGGUCCUCGACAAUGUGAUCAUGACCCGGUGGAAAGUUCUACCACGAGAGCAAUGCCAGGGUAUCCGAAACUUCAUCGUUAGGUUCAUCCUCGAGAACUCCGAAUCCGAGGAGAAGAUCCAAUCCGAGCGUCCUCUUUUGAACAAGCUUAACCUGGUGCUCGUCUCCAUUCUGAAGCAGGAAUGGCCUCACAACUGGCCCACCUUCAUCAACGAGAUCAUCUCCUCGUGCCACGCCAGCCUCUCGAUCUGCGAAAACAACAUGAACAUUCUUCGCCUGCUGUCCGAGGAGGUCUUUGACUUCUCACAAGACCAAAUGACCUCUAUCAAGGCACGAAACCUGAAGACGACCAUGACUUCUGAAUUCGCGUCGAUCUUCCAGCUCUGUUCCGAGGUUUUGAACACUGCCAAUCAGCCCAGUCUAGUGAAGGCCACUCUCGAAACACUGCUGCGAUUUUUGAACUGGAUUCCCUUGGGUUACAUCUUCGAAACCCCCAUCAUCAACACUCUUCUUACUCGGUUCCUCGGCGAGCCCGAGUUCCGAAAUGUGACCCUGAAGUGUCUGACCGAGAUUGGCGGUUUGCAAAUCGGUACUCCCUACAACUAUGAUGAAAGACUGGUGCACAUGUUCACGGAAACACUUACUGCCGUGUCCAACGUUAUCCCCUUGUCUCUGGAUCUGAAGCAGACCUAUGCCAUGAGCAACGGAAGAGACCAAGAGUUCUUAUCAAAUUUGGCCUUGUUCCUUUCAAGCUUCUUCGGUGCUCAUCUGGACCUCAUUGAGAAGUUGCCAAACCAAGAUUAUCUCACCCACUCACAUUUCUACAUGAUUCGAAUCAGUCAGAUCGAUGAUCGGGAGGUUUUCAAGAUUUGCUUGGACUACUGGACCAAAUUGGUGCAGGAACUCUACGAAGAAAUGCAGCAGCUUCCCAUCACCGAUAUCAACCCGCUGGUUUCCAUGAGCGUCAGUGGUCUUGCCAAUGGGGGUGCUCCUAAUCCUAGCACGUUGGCCGGCUACCCUCUUCGCAAGCACAAGUACGAGACCGUGCUCACAAACCUCCGCACUGUGAUGAUUGAGAAGAUGGUCCGUCCGGAGGAGGUCCUCGUUGUGGAAAAUGACGAAGGUGAAAUUGUCCGUGAAUUUGUCAAGGAAAGUGAUACCAUCCAGCUUUACAAGACAAUCCGCGAGUGCUUGGUCUACCUUACCCAUUUGGAUGUCGUUGAUACCGAGACCAUCAUGAUCGACAAAUUGGCAAAGCAAGUCGAUAAUACCGAAUGGUCCUGGGUGAACUGCAACACGCUUUGCUGGGCCAUCGGCUCGAUUUCUGGCGCCAUGAACGAGGAGACUGAGAAGCGGUUCUUGGUCACUGUCAUCAAGGAUCUGCUUGGGCUCACAGAGCAAAAGCGUGGCAAGGAUAACAAGGCUGUGGUGGCGAGUAACAUUAUGUACAUUGUGGGACAAUACCCUCGAUUCUUGAAGGCUCACUGGAAAUUCCUGAAGACUGUUGUCAACAAGCUAUUCGAGUUCAUGCACGAAACACACGAAGGUGUUCAGGAUAUGGCUUGCGAUACCUUCAUCAAGAUUGCAAACAAGUGCAGACGGCACUUUGUCGCACUGCAGCCCGGUGAAAAUGAGCCUUUCAUCGAAGAAAUCGUUCGGAACAUGAGAAAGAUCACACAGGAUCUUUCUCCUCAGCAGAUCCAUACUUUCUACGAGGCAUGUGGCUACAUGAUUUCUGCUCAGGGACAAAAGACACUCCAAGAUCGCUUGACCGAAAACCUGAUGGCACUUCCAAACUCCGCCUGGGACUCUAUCAUCGCCCAGGCCAACCAGAACCCUGCUAUUCUCCAGGAUAACGACACCAUCAAGAUCGUUGGAAACAUCAUGAAGACCAACGUGGCGGCUUGUUCCUCCAUCGGCACUUACUUCUCUUCCCAGAUCGGUCGUAUUUACCACGACAUGCUGAACAUGUACCGGGCUGCCAGUGAGCUCAUUAACACUUCAGUUGCCAAUGACGGAGCCAUUGCACCCAAGACCCCCAAGGUCCGGGGACUUCGAACCAUUAAAAAAGAAAUCUUGAAGCUCAUCGACACCUAUGUGGACAAGUCGGAUGAUCUUGAGAUGAUCAACGCCAACAUGGUACCCCCACUUAUGGAGGCUGUUCUGAUUGAUUAUGCCCGGAACGUUCCCGAUGCACGAGAGGCCGAGGUCUUGAACGCCAUGACUACAAUCAUUCAUAAGCUUCACAACUUGAUGGAGGACAAGAUUCCCGCCAUCAUGGACAGCGUCUUCAACUGCACCCUUGAAAUGAUCAACAAGGACUUCCACGAAUACCCUGAGCACCGUGUCGAAUUCUUCAAAUUGCUGCAGGCGGUUAACUUGUACUGCUUCCAGGCGCUUCUGAAGCUUGAUGGCGCUCAGUUCAAGUUUGUGAUCGACUCAUGCAUGUGGGCUUCGAAGCACGAUAACCGUGAAGUUGAGAACACGGGUCUCACGAUGUGCUUGGAGUUGAUGAACAACAUGGCUGAGACUGACCCACAGACCUCGAGCAUCUUCUUCCGUCAAUUCUAUAUUUCGAUUCUCCAGGACGUCUUCUUUGUCUUGACUGACAGUGACCACAAGGCCGGUUUCAAAUCCCAAGCCAUGCUUCUGUCCCGCAUGUUCUACUUCAUUGAGUCCGGCAAGAUUCAAGAGCCUAUCUAUACUCCCGAUCAAGCUCCCAUGGGAACUUCAAACAAAGAAUUCUUGCAGGAAUACAUUGCUAACCUGCUGAAGAAUGCGUUCAACAACCUUCAAGAAGCCCAAAUCAAGCAAUUUGUCCUUGGACUCUUUGCCUUCACCGAUGAUCUUAACAAGUUCAAGACCCACCUCCGUGACUUCUUGAUCUCCCUCAAGGAGUUCUCUGAUGAUAACGCAGAGCUCUAUGCGGAAGAGAGAGAACAGGCUGUCCGCGAUGCCCAAACGGCCGAGCGAGACCGCGCUAUGAAGGUCGGCGGCUUGUUGAAGCCCUCGGAGAUGGACCAGGAGGAUGAGCUAUGA
Messenger RNA from Penicillium salamii, 3189 nucleotides. Lineage: Eukaryota; Fungi; Ascomycota; Eurotiomycetes; Eurotiales; Aspergillaceae. The record is from the annotation of a GenBank genome assembly.